UGUUUGUAGAAAUGGCCGAAGAAACACCGUUAUGGCUGAGACCCAAGUUUUGGGAAAAUAUCUUGCGAAAGGCGAAAAACAACAAUUCAAUCCGUGUAAUCGAUAUAUUUUCAAAACUGGCGACGGCCAAGGGGGAUAACUAUAGUAGCGAUAUGUUCAGAGUAUUGGUUGAAUUUGCUUACAAACAAGAUGACCGAGAAGUUAUGAGCAAAGCAUCUUUCAUUGUUAAAGUCGCACCAUCGGCAGAUACUUUACGAAGAAAAUUGAUCGAGCAAUCAAUGGUAUUCGAAACGGAAAUGUCGGUGAUGGAGAACCUUUUGAGAAAAAUGAACGAACUAGUCGGACCAGCUCAUAUUCUAGGAGCACAGGUUUUCUACAUUAAAAAAGAAUAUCCAGGAUUUUUGGUUUUAGAGGAUCUAGCUCCACUUGGAUUUCGCAUGGCUGAACGUGAAGAUGGCCUUGACCUUCCUCACUGCUUGUGUGCGAUGCGAGGAUUAGCUAGAUUUCAUGCAAGUAGCUUGGCCAUAUGCGAAAAGGAACCCAGUCAGAAAACGCUUUACUCCAAAGGAAUAUUCUACAUUGAAAGAUCUUCCGACUUAACAAGCUUCUUUACUCUUGGAACAAAAUCGUUAGCCGGACAAGUAAAAAAAUGGCCUAAUUUUGAGAAAUAUGGAGAGAAAAUUGAUAAAAUAUCGGAUAAAAUCUUUUAUGAGACUAGCAAGGCAAUAAAAUGCCGAGAUGACGAAUUUAAUGUUAUAAAUCAUGGUGACUUCUGGGUGAACAAUAUGAUGUUUCGUUACAACGAUGAAGGAAAACCGAUCAAUCAUAUCUUUGUGGAUUUCCAGAUGUGUGUUUAUGCAUCCCCGGCUGUUGAUUUGCAGUACUUUCUUAACACUAGCACGAACAAUGAAGUGUACGAAAAUUACAAGGACAAACUAAUAGAGGAAUAUUAUAAUACAUUGUGUAACACGAUGAGACAAUUGGAUUGUAAAACCCUUCCACCGAGCAUGGAAGAACUACGAAAGUCUAUUAAGGAACGUGAGGUAGUAGCAAUGAUAAGUUCUUUUACGGUUCUUCCGUAUGUUAUGGUAAACAAAAAUGAAGUGAAGGAUCUCGACGAGAUCUUUACUACAGAUGGCAAUUAUGACAAUUUCGCUUAUAAAAAUGACCGUUAUCAUAAAGUAAUAAGCAAAAGGAUUCUCUAUUACGAUCAAUUAGGAUUACUGGAUGUAUAGGAAAAUUAUAAUAGCAUGUUUUAUGUAAAUUGAAACAG
Polistes dominula (European paper wasp) is the source of this 1273-nucleotide messenger RNA. RefSeq lists its product as uncharacterized. The record is from RefSeq and is a predicted model, not a curated record. Lineage: Eukaryota; Metazoa; Arthropoda; Insecta; Hymenoptera; Vespidae. Gene Ontology annotation, molecular function: nucleic acid binding.